GCCUGGGCUGGUAAAGAAGGUAGAGGCGCGCUCCGCCCACCGCGCACGCGUAGCGCACCCAGUGCGCAAGCGCAGCCCCGCGGCUCCCGCGGGUAGGGACACCGCCCCUUACACGGCCCGCCCCCAGCACCGCCUCAAUCCAAUCGGCACGGGAUGGCCAUCGCCAAGUCCCGCCCCUCCUACCGUCUUCGUCGCUUCAUUUGCCAGAGUCAAAAUAGGUGAACUGAAGUAAGAGGAGGAGUGAAAGGUCAACUUCCCAGCAGCCUUUGCUCUUGUCUCUGCUAUAGGAACCCCGAGUGAUUGUGUGGGAUGCUCGCAUAAUCUUGUGGCCCGGAAGAUUCUGGUUUGUUGCGUUCUUCCUGGCCGGUCGCGUGAACGCGUGUAAGAGUUGGUGCCGAAAUCCGGGAAGAAAGAACCCAGGACGAAAAAACCCAGGACAAGAAAACUCGGGACGGGAGUUAACCAUCACCGGCGCAAGGAAGAUCCCUCAUUCCAGAACCAGAACUGCGGGUCAUGGUAAUGAAGUGUUCCCAUAAAACAGACUGUUGAGAAGGAUUCAACUGCAUGAAUUCAGAACUCUUCAGCUGGGGAACAGGGGUACCAGUGAGUACAGCUUUACAAGGUAAGUCUGGUCUUAAACUUUCUAACGAAAUUCAAGACAGUCUAUCAGAAGUAAAGUGGGAAAUAGCUUUACAAGGUAUGUUUGGCCUUGAACUUUUUCUAGUGUUAGGAGCCUUUUUGUUCUUUUUCACAUGUUAUCAAGUGAUUAAGGUAGGGCUAAAAAUUCUGGAUGAAAUUCAGGGCAAUCUAUCAGAAGUAAAGCGGGGAGAGAGAGUAGGAGCAAAGAGGAAAUAUGGUUCACAAAAUAAGUAUACAGGCCUUUCCAAGGGUCUUGAACCCGAGGAAAAGUUUAGGUCAGGUAAGAAUACCUGGGGAGAGAUUAGAAGGAAGGAAAAGAAAAAAGAAAAAAAAAAAGAUCAAUUAGCGGAGGUCUCUAGGAGAAGGAGCCUAUACUCAUCACUAGAUGAGCUCAAGGAGCCAGCUCUUAGUAGCUCUGAAGCAGAUGAAGAAUUCUCCUCUGAAGAAACAGACUUGGAGGAGGAAGCAGCUCAUUAUGAGAGAAAAGGGUACCAGCCAGAUAAAGUGCUAGCUAAUCAGUUAAGGAAAAAGCCAAAAGCGGCUGGCGAAGGCCAGUUUGCUGCUUGGCCUCCGGGCAGUCGGCUUCAAGGUGCACUUCCGCCCUAUGCGGAGCCCCCGCCCUGCGUAGUGCGUCAGCCCUGCGCAGAGAGGCAAUGCGCAGACUCAUUCAUUCCCAGAGAGGAACAAAGGAAAAUACAACAGCCAUUUCCGGUCUUUGAAGGAGCCGAGGGUGGGCGUGUCCACGCUCCGGUAGAAUAUGUGCAGAUUAAAGAGCUUGCCGAGUCGGUCCGUAAAUAUGGAACCAAUGCUAAUUUUACCUUGGUGCAGUUAGACAGGCUUGCCGACAUGGCACUAACUCCUGCCGACUGGCAAACGAUUGUAAAAGCCGCUCUCCCUAGUAUGGGCAAAUAUAUGGAAUGGAGAGCUCUAUGGCAAGAGGCUGCACAAGCGCAGGCCCGAGCAAACGCAGCUGCUUUGACUCCAGAGCAGAGAGAUUGGACUUUUGACUUGUUAACGGGUCAGGGAGCUUAUUCUGCUGAUCAAACAAACUACCAUUGGGGAGCUUAUGCCCAAAUUUCCUCCACGGCUAUUAGGGCCUGGAAGGCGCUCUCCCGAGCAGGUGAAGCCACUGGACAACUAACAAAGAUCGUCCAGGGACCUCAGGAGUCCUUCUCAGAUUUUGUAGCCAGAAUGACAGAGGCAGCAGAGCGUAUUUUUGGAGAUUCAGAGCAAGCCGCACCUCUGGUAGAACAGCUCAUUUAUGAGCAAGCCACAAAGGAGUGCCGAGCGGCCAUAGCCCCAAGAAAGAACAAAGGCUUACAAGACUGGCUCAGGGUUUGUCGGGAGCUUGGGGGACCUCUCACCAAUGCAGGCUUAGCGGCCGCCAUCCUUCAAUCCCAAAACCGCUCCAUGGGCAGAAAUGAUCAGAGGACAUGUUUUAACUGCGGAAAGCCUGGGCAUCUUAAGAAAGAUUGCAGAGCUCCAGAUAAACAGGGAGGGACUCUCACUCUUUGCUCUAAGUGUGGCAAGGGUUAUCAUAGAGCCGACCAGUGUCGCUCUGUGAGGGAUAUAAAGGGCAGAAUCCUUCCCCCACCUGAUAAUCAAUCAGCUUAUGUGCCAAAAAACGGGUCAUCGGGCGCUCGGUCCCAGGGCCCUCAAAGAUAUGGGAACCGGUUUGUCAGGACCCAGGAAGCAGUCAGAGAGGCGACCCAGGAAGACCCACAAGGGUGGACCUGCGUGCCGCCUCCGACUUCCUAUUAAUGCUUCAAAUGAGUAUUCAGCCGGUGCCAGUGGAGCCUAUACCAUCCUUGCCCCCGGGAACCAUGGGCCUUAUUCUCGGCCGGGGUUCACUCACCUUGCAGGGCUUAGUAGUCCACCCUGGAGUUAUGGAUUGUCAACAUUCCCCUGAAAUACAGGUCCUGUGCUCAAGCCCUAAGGGCGUUUUUUCUAUUAGUAAAGGAGAUAGGAUAGCUCAGCUGCUGCUCCUCCCUGAUAAUACCAGGGAGAAAUUUGCAGGACCUGAGAUAAAGAAAAUGGGCUCCUCGGGAAAUGAUUCUGCCUAUUUGGUUGUAUCUUUGAAUGAUAGACCUAAGCUCCGCCUUAAGAUCAACGGAAAAGAGUUUGAAGGCAUCCUUGAUACCGGAGCAGAUAAAAGUAUAAUUUCUACACAUUGGUGGCCCAAAGCAUGGCCCACCACAGAGUCAUCUCAUUCAUUACAGGGCCUAGGUUAUCAAUCAUGUCCCACUAUAAGCUCCAUUGCCUUGACGUGGGAAUCCUCUGAAGGGCAGCAAGGGAAAUUCAUACCUUAUGUGCUCCCACUCCCGGUUAACCUCUGGGGAAGGGAUAUUAUGCAGCAUUUGGGCCUUAUUUUGUCCAAUGAAAACGCCCCAUCGAGAGGGUAUUCAGCUAAAGCAAAAAAUAUCAUGGCAAAGAUGGGUUAUAAAGAAGGAAAAGGGUUAGGACAUCAAGAACAGGGAAGGAUAGAGCCCAUCUCACCUAAUGGAAACCAAGACAGACAGGGUCUGGGUUUUCCUUAGGGGCCAUUGGGGCAGCACGACCCAUACCAUGGAAAACAGGGGAUCCAGUGUGGGUUCCUCAAUGGCCCCUAUCCUCUGAAAAACUGGAAGCUGUGAUUCAACUGGUAGAGGAACAAUUAAAACUAGGCCAUAUUGAACCCUCUACCUCACCUUGGAAUACUCCAAUUUUUGUAAUUAAGAAAAAGUCAGGAAAGUAGAGACUGCUCCAUGACCUCAGAGCCAUUAAUGAGCAAAUGAACUUAUUUGGCCCGGUACAGAGGGGUCUCCCUGUACUUUCCGCCUUACCACGUGGCUGGAAUUUAAUUAUUAUAGAUAUUAAAGAUUGUUUCUUUUCUAUACCUUUGUGUCCAAGGGAUAGGCCCAGAUUUGCCUUUACCAUCCCCUCUAUUAAUCACAUGGAACCUGAUAAGAGGUAUCAAUGGAAGGUCUUACCACAGGGAAUGUCCAAUAGUCCUACAAUGUACCAACUUUAUGUGCAAGAAGCUCUUUUGCCAGUGAGGGAACAAUUCCCCUCUUUAAUUUUGCUCCUUUACAUGGAUGACAUCCUCCUGUGCCAUAAAAACCUUACCAUGCUACAAAAGGCAUAUCCUUUUCUACUUAAAACUUUAAGUCAGUGGGGUUUACAGAUAGCCACAGAAAAAGUCCAAAUUUCUGAUACAGGACAAUUCUUGGGCUCUGUGGUGUCCCCAGAUAAGAUUGUGCCCCAAAAGGUAGAGAUAAGAAGAGAUCACCUCCAUACCUUAAAUGAUUUUCAAAAGCUGUUGGGAGAUAUUAAUUGGCUCAGACCUUUUUUAAAGAUUCCUUCCGCUGAGUUAAGGCCUUUGUUUGGUAUUUUAGAAGGAGAUCCUCAUAUCUCCUCCCCUAGGGCUCUUACUCUAGCUGCUAACCAGGCCUUACAAAAAGUGGAAAAUGCCUUACAGAAUGCACAAUUACAACGUAUUGAGGAUUCGCAGCCUUUCAGUUUGUGUGUCUUUAAGACAGCACAAUUGCCAACCGCAGUUUUGUGGCAGAAUGGGCCAUUGUUGUGGAUCCAUCCAAACGUAUCCCCAGCUAAAAUAAUAGAUUGGUAUCCUGAUGCAAUUGCACAGCUUGCCCUUAAAGGCCUAAAAGCAGCAAUCACCCACUUUGGGCGAAGUCCAUAUCUUUUAAUUGUACCUUAUACCGCUGCACAGGUUCAAACCUUGGCAGCCACAUCUAAUGAUUGGGCAGUUUUAGUUACCUCCUUUUCAGGACAAAUAGAUAACCAUUAUCCAAAACAUCCAAUUUUACAGUUUGCCCAAAAUCAAUCUGUUGUGUUUCCACAAAUAACAGUAAGAAACCCACUUAAAAAUGGGAUUGUGGUAUAUACUGAUGGAUCAAAAACUGGCAUAGGUGCCUAUGUGGCUAAUGGUAAAGUGGUAUCCAAACAAUAUAAUGAAAAUUCACCUCAAGUGGUAGAAUGUUUAGUGGUUUUAGAAGUUUUAAAAACCUUUUUAGAACCCCUUAAUAUUGUGUCAGAUUCCUGUUAUGUGGUUAAUGCAGUAAAUCUUUUAGAAGUGGCUGGAGUGAUUAAGCCUUCCAGUAGAGUUGCCAAUAUUUUUCAGCAGAUACAAUUAGUUUUGUUAUCUAGAAGAUUUCCUGUUUAUAUUACUCAUGUUAGAGCCCAUUCAGGCCUACCUGGCCCCAUGGCUCUGGGAAAUGAUUUGGCAGAUAAGGCCACUAAAGUGGUGGCUGCUGCCCUAUCAUCCCCGGUAGAGGCUGCAAGAAAUUUUCAUAACAAUUUUCAUGUGACGGCUGAAACAUUACGCAGUCGUUUCUCCUUGACAAGAAAAGAAGCCCGUGACAUUGUUACUCAAUGUCAAAGCUGCUGUGAGUUCUUGCCAGUUCCUCAUGUGGGAAUUAACCCACGCGGUAUUCGACCUCUACAGGUCUGGCAAAUGGAUGUUACACAUGUUUCUUCCUUUGGAAAACUUCAAUAUCUCCAUGUGUCCAUUGACACAUGUUCUGGCAUCAUGUUUGCUUCUCCGUUAACCGGAGAAAAAGCCUCACAUGUGAUUCAACAUUGUCUUGAGGCAUGGAGUGCUUGGGGGAAACCCAGACUCCUUAAGACUGAUAAUGGACCAGCUUAUACAUCUCAAAAAUUCCAGCAGUUCUGCCGUCAGAUGGACGUGACCCACCUGACUGGACUUCCAUACAACCCUCAAGGACAGGGUAUUGUUGAGCGUGCGCAUCGCACCCUCAAAGCCUAUCUAAUAAAACAGAAGAGGGGAGUCGAGACUCUACCCCGAGUACCAAGAGUGUCUGUGUCUAUGGCACUCUUUACACUCAAUUUUUUAAAUAUUGAUGCUCAUGGCCAUGCUGCGGCUGAACGUCAUUGUUCAGAGCCAGAUAGGCCCAAUGAGAUGGUUAAAUGGAAAAAUGUCCUUGAUAAUAAAUGGUAUGGCCCGGAUCCUAUUUUGAUAAGAUCCAGGGGAGCUAUUUGUGUUUUUCCACAGAAUGAAGACAACCCAUUUUGGAUACCAGAAAGACUCACCCGAAAAAUCCAGACUGACCAAGGGAAUACUGAUGUCCCUCGUCUUGGUGAUGUCCAGGGCGUCAAUAAUAAAGAGAGAGCAGCGUUGGGGGAUAAUGUCGACAUUUCCACUCCCAAUGCCGGUGAUGUAUAAUGCUCAAGUAUUCCCCUGCUUUUUUACCACUAACUAGGAACUGGGUUUGGCCUUGAUUCAGACAGCCUUGGCUCUGUCUAGACAGGUCCAGAUGACUGACACCAUUAACACUUUGUCAGCCUCAGUGACUACAGUCAUAGAUAAACAGGCCUCAGCUAAUGUCAAGAUACAGGGUGGUCUCAUGCUGGUUAGUCAACUCAUAGAUCUUGUCCAGAAACAACUAGAUGUAUUAUGGCAAAUAGCUCAGCUGGGAUGUGAACAAAAGUUUCCGGGAUUGUGUGUUACUUCCAUUCAGUAUGAGAAAUUUACUAGGGCAGCUAAUUUGUCAAAAAGUCUUUUUCAGUAUAUGUUACAGAAUUGGACGGCUGAAUUUGAACAGAUCCUUCGGGAAUUGAGACUUCAGGUCAACUCCACGCGCUUGGACCUGUCCCUGACCAAAGGAUUACCCAAUUGGAUCUCCUCAGCAUUUUCCUUCUUUAAAGAAUGGGUGGGAUUGAUAUUAUUUGGAGAUACACUUUGCUGUGGAUUAGUGUUGCUUCUUUGGUUGGUCUGUAAGCUUAAGGCCCAAACUAGGAGAGACAAGGUGGUUAUUGCCCAGGCGCUUGCAGGACUAGAACAUGGUGCUUCCCCUGAUUUAUGGUUAUCUAUGCUUAAGCAAUAGGUCGCUGGCCAUUCAGCUCUUGCACACCACGAGGCUAGUCUCAUUGCACGGGAUAGAGUGAGUGUGCUUCAGCAGCCCGAGAGAGUUGCACGGCUAAGCACUGCAGUAGAAGGGCUCUGCGGCAUAUAUGAGCCUAUUCUAGGGAGACAUGUCAUCUUUCAAGAAGGUUGAGUGUUCAAGUGUCCUUCCUCCAGGAAAAACAACACGGGACCAGACCAGGACCCCUCUAGGUGAUGAGCCUGGAAGGAGGUUAUGUGUACGGCUCCUUUACCUGCACACUGGGGAUUUGACCUCUAUCUCCACUCUCAAUAUGGGUGGCCUAUUGCUCUUAUUAAUAGAAAAGGGGGAACUGUGGGAAGCCGCCCCCACAUUCGCCGUUACAAGAUGGCGCUGACAGCUGUGUUCUAAGUGGUAAACAAAUAAUCUGCACAUGUGCCAAGGGUAGUUCUCCACCCCAUGUGCUCUGCCUUCCCCGUGACGACAACUCGGCCAUGGGCUGCAGCCAAUCAGGGAGUGAUACGUCCUAGGCGAAGGAUAACUCUCCUUAAGAGGGACGGGGUUUCGUUUUUGCUUUUGGGGGGCUCUUGCACUCUUGCUCCUGAAGAUGUAAAUAAUAAAGUUUUUACCG
Molecule: messenger RNA, 7110 nt
Organism: Mus musculus (house mouse)
Lineage: Eukaryota; Metazoa; Chordata; Mammalia; Rodentia; Muridae
Product: predicted gene, 54326
Exons: 2
Coding region: 565-2400 (611 amino acids)
Source: RefSeq, a predicted model, not a curated record